AUGUCCAAUUUCACCUGGAAGGACUUGAUUCAACUUGGUUCUCCCAGUAAGGCAUACGAGUCCCCUUUAUCAUGUAUCGCCCAUAUAGACAUGAAUGCAUUUUUUGCACAGGUUGAACAAAUGCGAUGUGGCUUAAGCAAAGAGGAUCCGGUAGUUUGUGUUCAAUGGAAUUCCAUCAUUGCUGUUUCUUAUGCAGCAAGAAAAUAUGGUAUAUCAAGAAUGGAUACGAUACAAGAAGCAUUAAAAAAAUGUGAUAACCUCAUACCGAUCCAUACAGCCGUUUUCAAAAAGGGUGAAGAUUUUUGGCAAUAUCAUGACGGAUGGGGAUCUUGGGUGCAAGAUCCUGCAAAGCAAAUAAAUGUGGAGAACCAUAAAGUAUCACUGGAACCUUACAGGAGAGAAAGUCGCAAGGCAUUGAAAAUUUUCAAAAGCGCAUGCGAUUUGGUUGAAAGGGCAAGUAUCGAUGAAGUAUUUCUUGAUUUGGGACGUAUAUGUUUCAAUAUGCUGAUGUUCGAUGACGAGUACGAACUUACAGGCAACUUAAAACUGAAAGAUGCAUUAAGUACCAUCCGUGAGGUUUUUAUAGGAGGCAAUUAUGAUAUAAAUUCUCAUUUACCUCCUAUACCUGAAAAGAUAAAGUCAUUGAAGUUCGAAGGCGAUGUUUUCAAUCCAGAAGGCAGAAACCUGAUUACAGAUUGGGAUGAUGUGAUACUUGCACUAGGAUCUCAGGCAUCCAAAAGUGUCAGGGAUACCAUAAAAGAUAUUCUCGGUUAUACCACUUCAUGCGGUUUGUCUAGCACUAAAAAUGUUUGUAAAUUGGCUUCUAAUUACAAGAAACCUGAUGCCCAAACAGUUGUUAAGAACAACUGUCUAUUAGAUUUUCUAGAUUGUGGAAAGUUCGAAAUUACAUCUUUUUGGACCUUAGGAGGCGUUCUUGGUAAAGAGCUAAUUGACAUAUUGAAUCUUCCAGACAAAAACAGCAUUAAACACAUCAGAGAGACCUGGCCUGACAAUGCUGGCCAGCUCAAGAAAUUUUUAGAUGCUAGAGUUAAUGAAUCUGAUUACGACCGUUCAACAAGCAAUAUCGAUCCUCUGAAAACUGCAGAAUUAGCAGAAAAGUUGUUUAAAUUAAGUAGAGGCCAGUACAGUUUGCCUUUAAGUUCUCGUCCUGUUGUUAAAAGUAUGAUGUCAAACAAAAAUCUGAGAGGCAAAUCGUGCAACUCGAUCUUGGACUGUAUCUCUUGGCUUGAGGUCUUUUGCGCUGAACUUGCUUCUAGGAUUCAGGAUCUGGAACAGGAGUAUAACAAGAUUGUAAUACCAAGAACAGUGUCCAUAUCUUUAAAAACAAAAUCCUAUGAAGUAUAUCGAAAAUCAGGUCCAAUUACAUACAAGGGCAUUAACUUCCAAAGUCACGAGCUUCUAAAAGUAGGCGUAAAAUUUGUCACGGAGCUUGACGCUAAAGGCAAAAACAAAAGUUAUUACCCUUUAACGAAGCUGAGUAUGACGAUCACUAAUUUUGACAUAUUGGAUUUACAAAAAACUGUUGUGGAUAUGUUUGGCAAUCAGGUCCAUACAUUCAAAAGCUCCGCGGAUAAGGAAGAUGAGAGGAAAACCACCAGCUCAAGAGAUGACGAGGAAAUUCCGAAGUUAGAAUGUUCUAAAUGCCAGGUAACUUUUACGGACCAAAAGGCUUUUCAAGAGCACGGGGACUAUCAUCUAGCAUUAAAACUGUCCGAAGGUUUGAAUGGUGUUGAAGAAACAUCCAAAAACCUAUCUUUCGGGGAAAAGAGACUGUUGUUUUCACAAAAAAGAUCAAGCUCACAACAUUCUACCGCGCCUCGGAAGAAACAAGCUACAUCUUCCAAAAACAUCUUAUCAUUUUUUACAAGAGAAAAAUAA
Molecule: messenger RNA, 1899 nt
Organism: Saccharomyces paradoxus
Lineage: Eukaryota; Fungi; Ascomycota; Saccharomycetes; Saccharomycetales; Saccharomycetaceae
Gene: RAD30
Product: DNA-directed DNA polymerase eta
Exons: 1
Coding region: 1-1899 (632 amino acids)
Biological process (GO): error-prone translesion synthesis; response to radiation
Cellular component (GO): nucleus; replication fork; site of double-strand break
Molecular function (GO): DNA-directed DNA polymerase activity; damaged DNA binding
Source: RefSeq, a predicted model, not a curated record